Botrytis fragariae is the source of this 996-nucleotide messenger RNA. Its product is annotated as putative abc protein. Gene Ontology annotation, molecular function: ABC-type transporter activity. The coding region runs from base 1 to 996 and encodes 331 amino acids. Lineage: Eukaryota; Fungi; Ascomycota; Leotiomycetes; Helotiales; Sclerotiniaceae. The record is from RefSeq and is a predicted model, not a curated record. The transcript is spliced from 4 exons. Gene Ontology annotation, cellular component: membrane.
AUGUUCGACCGGCUUCUAGUUCUCCACGAAGGAAAACCUGCAUAUCUUGGAGAACUUGGACAGCAUUCGCGAACCUUGAUUGAUUACUUCCAACGUCAUGGAUCUCGAGAAUGUGGAGUUGACGAAAAUCCCGCGACAAGUAUUCAAGGAGUCCAGAACCAAAUCUUCUCCACCUUCCUCCUUCUCACCCUUCACGGAAAUCUCGUACAAAUAACCCUAUCCCAUUUCAUGGAUAGUCGCACCCUCUACGAGGCACGCGAACGCUCCUCGCGAACAUACUCCUGGAUCGUAUUCGUCCUAUCAAAUAUGAUCGCCGAGCUCCCCGGUAUAUUUUUCCUCGCUGCCAUCCAGUUUGUAACGUGGUACUAUCCAAUUAAGAUAUGCAGGUAUACUCUUACGACUAGAUCUCUAAGCUCGAGGGGAACAUUAAUGUCUCUAAUCCACGUGUCAUUCUUCCUCUUCUCCUCACCCUUUUCACAAAUGCUGGGGACCAUGAUGCCCGAUCCCGCCACCGGCGUUAAUAUCUCUGCACUUCUCUACACCUCAUCUCUGAUCUUUUGCAGACAAAACCCCCAAACCAGAAUCCUAGCACCAAUCACCUCGCUCCCCAAAUUCAGGACGUUCGUGUACCGCAGCACCCCCGUCACCUACCUCGCUUCCUCCCUCCUCUCCACCGGUAUCUCAGGAGUAAACAUCACCUGCGCCUCCCACGAGCUCCUCCACAUCGUCCCUCCUCCCCUCUCACCUGCGCCCCAUAUCUCUCAUCCUAUCUACAGACCUCCGCCGCCCAUCUACUCACCCCAGGAAGUUUCACAACCUGCGAUAUUUGUCCGCGUAGGCGUGUUUUACGCGCAUCGCGGGAGAGAUCUGGCGAUUUCGUGGGUGUAUAGUGGUGUGAAUGUUGGGGGCGCGUUGGGGCUUUAUUGGAUGGCGAGGGUACCGAGGAAGGUGGGGGUGGAGAGGAAGAUGGAGAGGAAGAUGCAGAGGAAGAGGUAA